CUGCUCUUAUAUUACAAACUACCAAAUAUAGCAGAAAACUAUCAGAUUAAUUUUAAGAGUUUUGUUCCCUGCUUUAAUCAUUCAUCAAUCCAUAAUCAAACAUCACAAUAUCUCCAACUCAGACAUUACAAUGCAAAAUUGUCCUUGCAAAAUUUAGAGAGUAAAAAUAACUUAGACUGAAGCUGUGUUUGUAUUUCUCUAAACAUUGCUGGGAUCACUGAUUUUUUUUAUUUUUUUUUAUUUUUGUCUAUGUAUCCUUAAAAGGAAAGAUCACUCAAUUCAAGACAUCUAUGCUACUUCUGUACCCCCCAAACAGUCCUGUCAUUAUUUUUGAGCAUAAUUCCUUCCCAGAGCGUGAAACCAGAGGGUCAGGAUAUCACUCUGUGAUCACUUAGUGACGUCUGUGUUGCUUCAUUGAGAAGGAAGCACAUAUUUUGCGGGCACUUUUAUUGAAAAGAGCUUUCUUUUCUCAUGGCGCUCCAAAUUCUGCAGCUGAAUAUGUCCUCAUCCCCAGAGGUUCAGAUUCAUAUCUGGAAGUUUACUGGGGCGACAUCACAGAGUAAGGAGCAGAACAAAGUUUUGUUUUUAGCCACAGCAGACAUUAAAUAGACCUAAAUGCAGUGACAUAACCCUUUAAACUAGUGGCUUAUUACUUUGAGCUGAAUGUUUGAAUCAGAUGUGGAAUCUCUUCUUUAGCACGUGCAGUUUGUCUAAAUCCCACACACCAGCCUUAUAUAUAAACUAAGGGAUGGCCUAUGUACAUCCUCAGCCAGUUUUGCACUUCGUUUCAAACAGCAUCGCUUUAGAAAUCUCAUGAUUUAUUACCCCACCUGUCACACUGUUUGGCUUCAGAUUAGACCCUGGCCCAUCAGCCACAGCCCUGUUUUUUUAGGUCCUCUCACUCAUAUCUUAGCAAAAUAUCAAAAUAUGCCAGUGGAGGUUUAGACAGUGAUAACUAAUAAUACCUUUCAGUGUAGAGGCCAAGGGCAGAGAGGGAUACUGUUCAUACAAACCAAAGCCAGCAGUCCAUUAGAGCAGAAUGCUAACAGUCAGCCAGACUCUGGGAAGCCUCAGAACAUUGUCAAGGUCCUUGUGGAGACCAGGGGCCAACCAACCAAUAGCAGAAACUCCUAAAUCCCCCUUACUGAUUGGCUGGGAUCGAGCCACUGCUGCACUGACAAUAGGUGUGUCCAUCUCAGAGGUGAAAAUAGUUCAAAGAAAACAAAGAAAACCAUAAAUGCAUUUUCACUUAACAUGAAGACGUAUGUUUGGAGCCUUGGCAGAGGCUAAUCGCUCACAAGGCCAGUGGCAGGGCGGCCUGGUGUGUGUCAGUGCCUCCCUGGUUUAUUAUGACAAAGUCUCCGUAAUGUGAACAUUCAUUGAACACCCUGCAGCCACAGAGGCCAAGUUAACAUUUUUCUUCUCUGUAUCUUUGCACAGUUAACAUUUACAUUCUAUAUCCUUGUUUGCCUGUUUGUUUAAUUAAUCUAAGGCAGUCUAUGUCUUACCAUGCCAACAAAACAUCUUCAUUUGCGCGGAAGGGGAAGAAGUGGGUCCACAUCCUGUAGUUCUGGUACAGGGAUCAAGCCGCCUGGAAGAGCGAGCGAAGACGGAGGAGUAAAAGAGUGAUCAAUCACCCAAUUUGAGGAGCUUUAACAUGGGAUGAGCUCCAGACAUCGGUGUCACCGAGUUACCGGCUCUCUGGUUUUGGUUUGACGCAAAGGCAUAUAAAAAAGCUAGCUGUACCCCAGUGUGUCCUGACUGUGAGCCCUAGUACAUCCUGACCACCCAGCUCUGACCUCUGACCCUGGAGGGGGGGCAGCAGGGAGGAAAUGCGGUGCCCCACCCUUCUGGCCCUGCUGUCAGGGGUUGUGCUGUAUCUGGUGAUGGGUGCGCUUGUUUUCCGCACCCUGGAGGCCCCUCAGGAGAGCAGGGCAUACACCCUGCUGCUUGAAACCAAGAAUGACUUCCUCAAGAACCACAACUGUGUCAGCGAGCAGGGCUUCCAUGAGCUUAUUAAGGUCAUGGUGACUGCAGUGGAGAGAGGCCUGGAUGUAAGCAAUGGCUCUACUAACUUCACCAGUCGCUGGGAUCUGGUCUCUGCCUUCUUCUUCUGUGGCACCAUCAUCACCACCAUUGGUUUUGGGAACCUGUCCCCUCGAACAUGGUUCGGCCAGCUGUUCUGUGUGUGUUAUGCAUUGGUGGGCAUCCCCAUGUUUGGCAUACUGCUCGCCGGCGUUGGCGACCACAUGGGCACGAUACUGCGGAGAGCCGUGGCCAAAAUUGAGACCCUCUUCCUGCAGUACAAUCAUUAUCAAUCAUUCUGGCUUUUUUCUACUAUCUUACUCUCUCAGAAACGCAAGGUCAGCCCCACCAGUGUGCGUGUGAUCUCGGCGGUUCUCUCCAUCCUGAUUGGCUGCCUGAUCUUCCUCGCUGUACCGACUGUGGUCUUUCAGGAGGUGGAGGAAUGGUCUUUUCUUGAGGCUCUCUACUUUGUGGUCAUCACUCUCACCACUGUUGGCUUCGGAGACUAUGUACCAGGUGUUGGGCGUGAGGGUGACGUGCUCUUCAAGCCACUGGUGUGGUUAUGGAUAGUGUUUGGCCUUGCCUACUUUGCCUCCAUCCUCACCAUGAUAAGCAACUGGCUGAGGGUGCUGUCAAAGAGGACCCGCGCUGAGAUGGAGGAGCUGAGAGCCCAUGCUACAGACUGGACUCAGAACAUCCAGAACAUGUCUAUGGACUUCCGCAUCCCCAACCCUCUGGAGUUCAACGACCCCUUCCUCCUGCAGCGCCGGCGCUGGAAACGCAGCGAGCGCCGUCGUGUCCGACGCGGAGCCCAGGGCACCCUGGGAUACUGGGUCCGUGGGGGAUCUGAGAAUGGACACCUGCCAAACCGCUGGGCCGGUCUUUCCAGCUCCAUGAGUCAGCUGAACGCCCGUUUGUCUCUUGAGAGGGCAGUGGUGCCUGAGCCCCGGCCGAGGGUCAGGGGUUCAGCAGUUGCAACUGUACCGAUAAUGGGUCCAGGAUUGAGAGUUGACCCCAGGUUGAUGAUGCAAGGUGAGGGCAGGUCGUUUUCCUGUUCCCUGGGCCGCUCGUUUUCCCUCCCAGCGGCCUGCUCUGCCUUGGAGCUGGACUCACCAGACCCAGCCAUGCAGGGAGCUUCCCUCUCUGUGUCCGAGUCUUCAUUUGACUCCAGAUCAGACGCCUCGUCCUCCUCCUCUUCCUUUCUGGGGCUCCCCAGUUUUCGACCAUGCCAGACAGUCAGUGCCAUGGAGGAGGGAGGACCAAGAGCCACAGACACACACACAGACACACAGAAACCGGAAGAGAGGAGUGUGUUCAUGGAAGGUGAUAGUCGCGGACACACACCUUCACCUGUCUUUCUUCCGCUCUCCCCCUCCUCCUCCUCCUCCUCCUCCUCCUCCUCCUCCUCCUCCUCCUCCUCCUCUCCUCCUCCUCUUCCUGACCUGCCACCCCCAGAUUCCUCCCCUGUCCUGCCCUCCUCGUCAGGCUGCCAGCUCUUGGAUUUCUUUGGGGAGAACCUGGCAUACAUUGACGAGUCCUCGGACACUCUGAGCGAUCGCUUCCAGCCGGCAGCAAGUGAGGAGAAGAGGAGACGGCCGCGCAAGCCCAAGAGGAGGAGCAUAAGGAGGCAGCUGCCACAUGGGUUAAGCCCCCUGCAGACAAGGAAGAGGCUCAGUAGCGACAUGCAGCCACCGUCAAAUCCUCCCACACCACCACCUCCACACUCCCCUCUUUGAGACCAAGAGAAAUGCAUCAACCCUCCCCAGACUGGUACACCUCCUGCUGUCCAACAACCAUUGCACUUUCAGCCACGGUGAAUCUUUUCUUGCAGAGAUGUGCAACAUGUAGCCAAGGACAAGAAGUGACAGAGGGAAGUUAAUAGUCACAUUGAGACUUCACACUCAGUCUACAGGUCUAAGACCGACUUUACACUCCUAAGUUGUAUCACACCCACAUCCCAGCCACUCGUGUGGUAUCACAGAAUGUUGUGUUGUUAUUCAAGAGUAUUUUAAGUCUGCUCCAUUAGCAACUUUUAAUUGUGCUAUUUCUGGUGACUAAUUAAGUAUUUGUAAAUACAGGGGGUAGAUAAAACAGAAGAAACACCUAAGGACAUAUGAAAACCAGGAGCAGGGGCUCCUUUUGCCCUCAAAACAGCUUCAACCCUCUCGGUAAUGCUUGAAUUAUUUAAGGGUAACAAAGGAUGAAAGGAACGAUUUAUCGGAUCAUAUUAAUGUUCAUUGUUCAAGUCAUGUUUGUGUGCUUUGGCCUUAGAUACAAGUGGUUUAUGAAUCGCAGGCCUGCUAAUAAUACCAGCUUUAUGAAGUUGGUAUUUUGUUGUGAUGUUCACAGAGCUGUUAGGGUCAAAUCAGUGGUUAUCAUUUCUGGUGUUUUGUGACUGUUAAUUGUCCCUCAGUUGCUGUUGGUGAGUUUGUUUGUGUCCUCAGUUCCACCUUGCAGUUUCUCUAUGUCAGCCUUGUGUUUUUAGGAUUUCUUAGACUUUUCCCCCCACAUUAAAUAUCUGUGCAGGUUUUGAAACUGGUGCACCGACAGUUCAAGCACUGACUAUCUCUUCAACUCCCUUAGUUGCCUUUAUAUUGCUUUAAAAACUCAUAAAAAUGGAGAGUGUCAGACUUCUUUUAAAGUCACAGUGACAUAGCUUUCUUAAGUUGAUGCAUAUCCUGUUGAACUAGGGUGUCGGGGUGGAACAUAAUGGAGUCGGUGCUGCCCCCCCUUCAUCAUUCAAAGGUGUAAACCAAAGAGAUCAGUCAAGGAGAAAAAGGCAGUUUUAUGUGAUAAGAGGGUCAGAGGGUCUAAACUAUUCAAAAGUCUGAGAUGAGGAAUUUUUAUUCAUGCCUACUGGGCCACAAUGUUUUCCAGCAAGAAAAACUUGUGGGAUUUUGAUUUAAAAAUACAAGAACAUAAACAAUUAGUAUUUUUUGACAUUUACAUUUAGGGGUAUUAUGACAAGGGCAAUCAGCGAACAAGGUGAAAAAGCCAUUUUCCAUUUCAUUAUAACUUUAAAGCUGACACAUAAUGUUAAUUAACAUUCAACCUAACAUGACUCUCCUUGUGAUUCAGCUACUUCAAAGUCAGUGUUCUUUUUUUCAUGUGGUAUUUCUGUUGUCUUGCCCACUGCCAGAUUUAGCAGGCAGCUAAAACCGUGCCUGUUGCUCCUGAACCCCCCAUCUGGUUCAUUCCGGGGGGUGUAAAGUGGCCUGAACCUCCCCUAAGCGCCGACAACGUCCUGCCUGAACCCGGCUAAAGGCGGAUGUGGGAGUAAAUAGUGAGCUCUCGGUUACUGGAACUCACAACUUCAGAACUGCGAUGUAAGAUGUUAUUAUGGCUUUAUGCCCUAUAACAGGGCCAAAAUAAGUAAAUGACUAAAUCCACACUCAGAGUCAGACUCCAUGAUAUGCUGAUCGCUGACAGAGGUCUGGAAAGAGAGGAUGUUCACACGACACUCUGCUGGUCUGUGGACCGGGGCCUGAAUGAUUAUGAGUCCGGGUUCAUGACCUGAUUUUUUUUUUUUUUUUGCUAGCAUUUAUUUUGCCUUUCUGUGAUCACGAGUGACCCUGGACUCUCUGAAAUCCGGACAAAAAUGUGGCCUUGACCACAUAAAGCCUUUCUUUGUUUUAUACGAUGCUCAUCGUCACUGUAACAAGUUUGACUUGGUACACAAAGACAGAUCUGUCACUGCAUGCCAUUGCCUCUUUGGCCUUGUACUGGUUAUAUUGCCAGCCAAACAGUGGUAGAAAUGUCGCCCUCAUCUGUUUAAAAAGGGUACUGCCAGACCCUCGUGGGUUUGGCCUCCCAGCUAUUUUGUCCCAGUAGGGCCUCAAGUACAGCUAUGGUGUCCAAGUCUGACUGAGAAGAAUAUGGCUUCAAUAAUGCUGAGGCCACAGAUCGGUAUCCUCUGUUUACUCCUGUGUCUCAUUACUGCUCUGCUGCUUGUAUAACUUUUUAUUUUGUGUUUAUGGUGUCCUGUUGCCACGAGAGCUGUAUUUUAACUUAAGUGCCUGAAAAACAAGGAACAGUUUCAAUCUGGUCACGUGUGUCCAAUGUGAGAAUAAAGUCCAAACCUGUAAUGUGAGGUAUAUUUGAUGUAAACCAUGAUGUGUGUGUGUGUGUGUGUGUGUGUGUGUGUGUGUGUGUGUGUGUGUGAGUGUGUGAGUCAGAG
Myripristis murdjan (pinecone soldierfish) is the source of this 6202-nucleotide messenger RNA. RefSeq names its product potassium channel, subfamily K, member 4a (gene kcnk4a). Lineage: Eukaryota; Metazoa; Chordata; Actinopteri; Holocentriformes; Holocentridae. Gene Ontology annotation, molecular function: potassium ion leak channel activity; outward rectifier potassium channel activity. Bases 1833 to 3761 code for a protein of 642 amino acids. The transcript is spliced from 8 exons. The record is from RefSeq and is a predicted model, not a curated record. Gene Ontology annotation, cellular component: plasma membrane. Gene Ontology annotation, biological process: stabilization of membrane potential; potassium ion transmembrane transport.